AUGUCCGAUUAUCUCUCAGAAGACAUCUUGAGAAAUAUCCUAGCAAGAUUGCCAGUGAAGACAUUGUUGCGCUUCAGUAUUAGAAAGACUGUCUCUGUUCCUAGGCCAACUGCGAAUAUUCGGUCUGAUUUAUACUUUGAAGACUGUUUUGGAUUUGGAUUUGGUUUUGAUUCCAUCAACCAUGACUAUAAAGUGUCCUCGGCUUUUGUGAAUGGAGCUUGUCAUUGGGCAGCAGAUUCAAAGGAAUGGUGUCUUGAAGAGCAAUGUGGUGGUGAACUGAAUGUGAUUGUGUUUUUUAAUUUAGCAGAAGAGAAGAUUGGAGAAAUGAUAGUUCCUGUAAUUUGUAGGGAUGAUUUGGCCGUUAAUGUUAUUGUUUUCGAUGGAUUGCUUUCAUUGGUUGCCUUAACUGGACAGGACUAUAGUCGAGGAAGUUAUUCAAUUUGGCAGAUGAAAGAGUAUGGUGAUGCGAGAUCUUGGACCAAACUUUUCAACAUUGAACAUUUGAAAGGCCAAGUAGACGAUUUUAUUGGAUUUAAGAAAAAUGGUGAGCUUUUUUCCCUUGCUAAGGAGGGGAGAGCCAACUCCGGGAGAGCUAACUUCUUACUCAAAGACCAAAAAUGGGAGUUGUAG
Messenger RNA from Dovyalis caffra, 630 nucleotides. Lineage: Eukaryota; Viridiplantae; Streptophyta; Magnoliopsida; Malpighiales; Salicaceae. The record is from the annotation of a GenBank genome assembly.